Messenger RNA from Cucurbita pepo subsp. pepo (vegetable marrow), 755 nucleotides. RefSeq names its product protein SMALL AUXIN UP-REGULATED RNA 16. Lineage: Eukaryota; Viridiplantae; Streptophyta; Magnoliopsida; Cucurbitales; Cucurbitaceae. The record is from RefSeq and is a predicted model, not a curated record. Gene Ontology annotation, biological process: response to auxin.
CCAAAACACCCGUGCUCUGUCAUUUACCCCACACUAAAUCACUAACCAUUAUAACCAUUAACCCUUUCUUUCUCUGUUUCCUCUGUUUCUCUCCCUCCAUAAAUACCCCAAAACAUCCCAUCUUCUUUCCCACCUCCACUUUCCUCUCUUCUUCGUUGUUUUUUGUAUCUCCCCAACCAAAAUGGCCAUCAGAAAGUCCACCAAAAUGCCACAGACCGCAGUGCUGAAGCAGAUGCUGAAGCGCUGCUCCAGCUUGGGGAAGAAGCAGCAGCAGUACGACGAACAGGGCCUCCCUUUGGACGUCCCCAAGGGCCAUUUCGUGGUGUACGUAGGAGAAAAUCGAAGCAGACACAUUGUCCCCAUCACAUAUUUGAAUCACCCACAGUUCCAAAUCUUGCUCCAACAAGCAGCUGAUGAAUUUGGGUUCGAUCAUGACAUGGGCCUCACCAUUCCCUGCGAUGAACACUUCUUUCAGUCCCUAACAUCCACCCUUCGAUGAACUCUUAUUAUAUUUCUCCUUUUUUUCAUUUUCUUUUCUCCUUUUUUUCAUUUUCUUUUCUCCUUUUUAGGCCGGCCAAAAUGAUGAAGCUGCUUCUCUGCUUCUCUGCCAUAUAAUAUUGUUAUGUUCUUCUCCAUUUUUCUUCAUUUUAUUUCAUAGUUGAUGGAGAAAUUGAAAGGGAAGAAGAACCCACGAUUCCGUAUGACUGAAAAUGUAAGUAAAAUUAGUUUGGGGAAAUGGAAAUUUGAGUCAAUCA